Molecule: messenger RNA, 1569 nt
Organism: Penicillium cosmopolitanum
Lineage: Eukaryota; Fungi; Ascomycota; Eurotiomycetes; Eurotiales; Aspergillaceae
Product: putative GABA permease
Exons: 6
Coding region: 1-1569 (522 amino acids)
Biological process (GO): transmembrane transport
Cellular component (GO): membrane
Molecular function (GO): transmembrane transporter activity
Source: RefSeq, a predicted model, not a curated record
AUGGUGCAUACCUAUAGGUCAGGGAACGACUCGCAGAUGACGGACACGCUCACUGAUCUGGAGGACUUUCCUCAGAAGGGCCUCGUCGCGCCCCGAUAUAUGGGGACAUUGGCUGACCAGAAGGAUAUGAGUGCGCUUGGACGAGUCCAGGUUCUGCGAGGCAAGUUCUUGGCGGUAGAUGCGCAUACUUAUCACGCGAACAGAUUAUUAGCUGCCGGCUUGACCGAUGGCGGAACUGCUGGUCUCAUAUGGGGCUUUGUUGGUGUCUCCAUCGGCUUCACCUUGGUAUAUGCCAGCAUUUCCGAGAUGGCCUCGAUGGCUCCCACUGCCGGUGGACAGUAUCACUGGGUAUCUGAAUUUGCACCAAGAACGGGACAAAAGUUCCUUAGUUAUAUCACAGGAUGGCUUUCUGCAAUGGGAUGGCAAUGUGCAAUUGUUUCGAUCGCUUAUCUCGCAGGGACUAUUAUCCAAGGUCUUAUCGUGCUGAAUCAACCGGAAUACGAUUUUCAGCGAUGGCAUGGAACAAUGCUGGUGAUUGCAAUCUCGACUUUCUCGAUUCUAUUCAACACCUUCCUCGCCAAGAACCUCCCGUUCGUUGAAGGGUUGAUUCUAAUCAUCCAUGUUAUCGGCCUAUUUGCGAUUAUUAUCCCACUAUGGGUGCUUGCGCCGCGCAAUAAUGCUCAUGCUGUGUUUACUACUUUUCACAACGGAGGUGGUUGGCGCGAUGCCGGGACAGCGACCUUCGUUGGUCUUUCUACCACCAUCACCUCGAUGCUCGGCUACGACUGUUCUGUGCAUAUGUCCGAAGAAAUUAAAGAUGCGUCGGAAACACUACCUAGGGCCAUGAUGUCCUCUGUCGCGGUAAACGGCGUCUUGGGAUUUAUUAUGUUGGUGACACUCUGCUUCACCUUGGGCGAAGUAGAUGCGGUCCUUGAAAGCCCAACAGAAUUUCCCUUUAUUCAAAUCUUCUAUAACACGACUGGCAGUCUCGCCGCGACAAAUGCAAUGACUGCAGUACUGGUGGUAACACUCACCGCAAGCACGAUUACCGAAGUCGCGACCGCAUCGCGACAACUCUGGUCCUUUGCCCGUGACGAAGGACUCCCAUUUUCGUCUUUCUUUGCAUACGUUACACCAGGAUGGAACAUCCCUCUGAACUCGGUGAUGGUAUCGUUGGGGGUGACCAUUUUGCUCUCGCUCAUCAACAUCGGCUCCGAGGUAGCUCUCAAUGCGGUUAUUUCGCUGACAAUCACUUCGCUUCUGUCUGCAUACAUUAUCUCGAUCGGUUGCGUGCUUCUCAAGCGCCUUCGGGGUGAAUCGCUUCCGCCUCACCGCUGGACACUCGGUCGAUUUGGUCUGGCGGUCAACGUGGGAGCACUAGCCUUUCUUUUGCCAGUAUUUGUUUUUGCCUUCUUCCCCUUGUCGACGCCGGUCACUCGUGAAACUAUGAAUUGGGGUGUCGUCAUGUACGUUGGCGUCAUCGGAUCGGCGUCUCUAUAUUAUUGGGCUAGAGGGCGGCAUCAUUUCAUUCCGCCCGUGGCUUUGGUAAAGAGAGAAGGCACUUUCUGA